This is a messenger RNA of Lactuca sativa (garden lettuce), 876 nucleotides long. RefSeq names its product thioredoxin M-type 4 (gene TRX-M4). Gene Ontology annotation, molecular function: protein-disulfide reductase activity. Lineage: Eukaryota; Viridiplantae; Streptophyta; Magnoliopsida; Asterales; Asteraceae. The record is from RefSeq and is a predicted model, not a curated record. Gene Ontology annotation, cellular component: cytoplasm.
CCAAACAAACACUAGCCAUUCAGACACCUUCACAUCACACUUCAAUUUCUUACACCUUCCCUUUGAUUUGUUGCGAAUUAAUGGCCGGCGUUCUCGAAACCCUCACCGUUCCUCGUGCCUCCGGAUUUCCGGCAGCUUCUCUAACUCCGAUCGCCUCUUCUCCGGUCUGUCAACUCUCCCUCCGUCGGAGCUUUGUGCCGGAAUCACGAGGCUUGAAGUUAAACAUCCGUUCCUUCCGCUCUUCUGGAUCCCUGAGAUUGAGGUCGAAGUCCGGCCGUCGUGGUGGAGGAAUCGUCUGUGAAGCUCAGGAAACAGCCGUACAAGUACUCCCUGUGACUGAUAACACAUGGCAAUCACUUGUUCUUGAAUCCAAACUUCCUGUACUGGUUGAAUUCUGGGCUCCAUGGUGUGGCCCUUGUCGAAUGAUCCACCCUGUGAUUGAUGAACUUGCAAAAGAAUACACAGGAAAACUCAGUUGCUACAAGGUAAACACAGAUGAGAGUCCUUCAGUUGCAACCAAAUAUGGAAUAAGAAGCAUCCCAACUGUGAUGAUCUUCAAAGAAGGAGAGAAGAAAGAUGCAGUUAUUGGUGCAGUUCCAAAAACAACUUUGUCUGCUUGCAUUGAGAAGUUCUUGUAGAGGUACUUAUGUAUAUAUAAUUAUUAUAUAUAUACUACUAGAUUUGAACCAGUUUAGUUCUCUUAUUUGUUUCUAUCACAACUACAGAUACUGCAAACAGCAUAAUAAAUUUGAUAUCCAAUUGUAUGUAUGGUUGGAUUCAGAUUUAUUUGCUGAUGUGCUUUCCAGAAUUAGAAUCUCAUGUUUUGUGGUAUCUUUUUUCUCUAAGGUGAAGAUUGGCAAAAGAGAAAUUCUUCCA